UACUUUUCUCAUUCACCGAACUCACACAACAAACAUUCGAUUCUCUCUCAAUCUCUCAAAAAAAGUCAAUUGAUAAUGGCUCCCAAGGCGGCAGAGAAGAAACCGGCGGAGAAGAAGCCAGCAGAGAAGGCCCCGGCGGAGAAACGACCAAAGGCGGAGAAGAAGAUCUCGAAGGAAGGAGGAAGCGACAAGAAGAAGAAGAAGUCGAAGAAGAGCGUGGAGACGUACAAGAUCUACAUCUUCAAGGUCCUGAAGCAGGUCCAUCCCGACAUCGGAAUCUCCGGGAAAGCCAUGGGGAUCAUGAACAGUUUCAUCAACGACAUCUUCGAGAAACUCGCCCAGGAAUCUUCGAAGCUCGCGAGGUACAACAAGAAGCCGACGAUCACGUCAAGGGAGAUCCAGACGGCGGUCAGGCUCGUUUUGCCGGGAGAGCUCGCGAAGCACGCCGUUUCUGAAGGGACUAAGGCGGUUACCAAAUUCACAAGCACUUAGGGUUUCGUUUUUUUUUUUUUUUUAAUUUACGUUUCGAUCUGGGUUUGCAUGUUUAGAUAUAUAAUGGAUUCUCUGUCUUGGAUCUUUUGGUUUCUGGAUUGUAUUCAGUUAGUGAGAUGGUUGAAUGAACAGGUUUUUCUAUGUUAA
This is a messenger RNA of Raphanus sativus (radish), 639 nucleotides long. RefSeq names its product histone H2B.8. Bases 76 to 492 code for a protein of 138 amino acids. The record is from RefSeq and is a predicted model, not a curated record. Gene Ontology annotation, cellular component: nucleosome. Gene Ontology annotation, molecular function: protein heterodimerization activity; DNA binding; structural constituent of chromatin. NCBI's taxonomy places the organism in Eukaryota, Viridiplantae, Streptophyta, Magnoliopsida, Brassicales, Brassicaceae. Gene Ontology annotation, biological process: nucleosome assembly. The transcript has a single exon.